AUGGCAACCUUUGAGGAGCCUUUUCGCAGCCUGUGGUUCUGCCAGGAUGACAUCAAGGACUUGUACAAGAAGACGGCAUCGCCUGACCCGCUAAAGGCCUAUCUGAAGCUUCUGGUCCAGGUCCUGGACGAUUUGUUCCGUGAAAUGACCAUCAAGCGACGCAACAUCCAGACGAGCCGUCUGGUCGACUUCAGGACAGCUUGGACCUUGUUUCCGCGAGGCUCGACGGUGUACAGCUUCGGCAUCAACGCAGAGUUCUUAGCCAAGGUCGAGGGCACCGUCUACGUAAACAAGAACUCCGGCAACUCUCUGCAAGUCAAGGCCAAGGUGCUCAAGUUCACUGGCGAGAAGUUUGUUUGGCAAGAGGUCAUACUCCCAAUACUCGAGUUUGAGGGCAAUAGGCCAAUUGUUGAACUGGGCCAUUAUCCGCUCGAAUUUCACUCCAGCCCGGAGGACGUCAAGCGACGUCUGACAGGUCGCGGCCGCAAAGUUCUCGACCUUCAAGGCCUUCAAUAUUGCUUGUACAAUGGCAUUGCUCUCCAUGAUACCGGCAAGGAUUGUUAUGAGAAGCAUAAUGUGCAGGGUCGAAUCCUUCUCGAUGCUGUCGGGUACAACAAGUACCAUCUGGCCAAGGGAAAGCGAGAAAAUGACAAGAAAGACGACGAUGAUGACUGGAACUUUAGGCUGUUUGACUCGGAUUCUGACUCAAGCUCUGACUCCGGCUCGGAUCCGUUGAACGGGACGUCUGCUGCUAAGCGGACUGUGGACUUUUACGUCGAAGAUGUCGAUCCCAUGGCCUGGAACGACACGGCCUUCUCUCACCUCGUCUACGAUGACCAGCAGAAAGACCUCGUCCUCUCCUUUGUCCAGAACCACAACUCCCAUCGCCAAACAGCCUCACCCACAUCCUCCUCAUCCUCCUCCUCCGCCCUCUCAGCCUCCAAUGGCCCUCCUGCCCCCAUGGAAGACGUCAUCGUCGGCAAAGGCCAAGGCCUCAUCAUCCUGCUCUCCGGCCCUCCGGGGACCGGCAAGACCCUUACCGCAGAGGCCGUCGCUGAUCGCACCCACCGCCCGCUCUUCUACCUGCAGGCCGAAGAUCUCGGCAUCAACGCGGCAUCCCUCGGCGCGAACAUCAAGCGCGUGUUCGAGAUGGCGACGGAGUGGAACGCCGUCAUUUUACUUGACGAGGCCGAUGUCUUCAUGGCCGAGCGCAAUCCCAAUGACAUUCACCGGAACGAGCUGGUUAGCAUCUUCCUACGGGAGCUCGAGUAUUUCCGCGGCAUCAUCUUUCUCACGACCAAUCUGUAUCAUACCAUUGACGCUGCGUUCCGUAGCAGGGUCAGCUUGCACUUGCUGUUCCAGUCGCUGAAUAGGGGGGCUAGGGAGACUGUUUGGCGCAAGUUCUUGCAGCGACUGCCGGAGCAGAAGGAAUUCGAGGUCUCGCCACAUGAGCGAGACGAGCUUUCCAUUCUCAACGGACGAGAGAUCAAGAACGCGGUGCGCAUGGUCAAGAGCUGGUGCGACCACAAGGGCUAUGCAAUGACACUGGAGAGGUUGGAGAGUGGAAUCAAGGUGACGACUCCGCAUGCCACCAAGGAGGGUGACAUUGACAAGGAUCUGUACGAGUAGCUACCGUGACGGCUUCGAGUUGCCGGCACAUGUGUGUACUGGAUGUGG
Trichoderma reesei QM6a is the source of this 1677-nucleotide messenger RNA. RefSeq lists its product as uncharacterized. The record is from RefSeq and is a predicted model, not a curated record. NCBI's taxonomy places the organism in Eukaryota, Fungi, Ascomycota, Sordariomycetes, Hypocreales, Hypocreaceae. Bases 1 to 1629 code for a protein of 542 amino acids. The transcript is spliced from 3 exons. Gene Ontology annotation, molecular function: ATP hydrolysis activity; ATP binding.